AGUAGUAGGAUAUGUCAGUACCUAUGCCGAACAAUAUAAUGCCACCCCAGAUGGCCCACCCAUUCCCCGCCUACCAAUCUCCGCAACGCAUGCCCCCUGGAACUCCUCCACAAAGAAUGAGUGGACCAGGUCCCUACCACUCGGACCAGUCUAGAAGAACUCCUGGACGCCGACCCAACGUCAAGAGUUCUAGCGGCCCCUCCAACCAACCCUCCGGCCCCUCAAUGGGCCCUAUGCCUCAUCAUUCAGUGCAUCGUCCUCCUCACAAACCAAAACCGAAGAAGAAAGCCUCCGAUCUGGUAAUAUCCCAGCAGUUACGAGAGCUUGUUCCUGAAUCCCAAGCAUACAUGGACCUGUUAUCAUUCGAGCGGAAACUAGAUGCCACCAUUAUGAGGAAGCGUCUAGACAUACAGGAGGUUUUAAAGAAACCAAUGAAGACGAAGAGGAAGCUGCGUAUCUUCAUCACAAACACUAGCUACACUAACCAGAGUAAAUCCCCCGGAGAUCAGCUUAACUCAGAGGAGUGCCAAACUACAUGGGAGCUCAAAAUAGAGGGGAGACUUCUUGAUGAGAACGGGCAGGUCAGAUCUGACCCUAGGGCUCCUAAGAAGAAAUUCAGUAGUUUCUUCAAAAGUCUUAUCAUUGAACUAGAUAAGGAGAUGUACGGGCCCGAUAGCAACUUCGUUGAGUGGCACAGGAACCCACAAACACAGGAAACUGAUGGUUUUCAGGUGAAGCGUCCCGGGGACAAGCCAGUGAAAUGCACGAUAAACCUCCAGCUCGACUACCAGCCCCAGAACUUCAAGCUAGAUCCCAGACUUGGUAGAUUGUUGGGUAUCCACACGGCUACGCGACCUGUUAUUGUGACGGCUCUCUGGCAGUAUAUCAAGACGAACAAGCUACAGGACCCUAUACACAGAGACACCAUUAAGUGUGACGAAUAUCUGCAGAGUAUAUUCGAAUGUCCCACCAUGAAGUUCAGUGACAUUCCCUUCAAAUUGAACCCCCUUUUCCAGCAGCCUCCGGACCCUAUAGUUAUUGAGCAUAUUGUUGCAGUGGAUCCGGGGGAGACAAAAAGUGUCACCCACUGGGACAUAAGUGUGGAGGUAGAUGACACUCUCAAACAGCAGAUGAACAACUUCUUAGUGUCCACAGUAGCUCAACAAGAGAUUAUGAGUUUAGAUCAGAAGAUAUACGAGACAGUGGACAGUAUAAAGGCGCUCAAAACUAAACGAGAGUUCAUGCUGUCCUUCGCUUCUGAUCCUUAUGGCUUUAUCAACAAGUGGCUGAUAUCUCAGAGUAGGGACCUAAAGGUGAUGCUGAAUAUAGAUGGAGACCCGGAGGAGGAAAGGAAAGCAGGGUUCUAUCAGAAGGACUGGUUAAAAGAGGGAGUGUGUCGCUACUUCUACACUAAAGUACAGCAGCGCCGCGCAGAGCUGGAGCGGGACCUGGGUGUGCGCCAACUCGGCACUAGCACUUCCACUGCAAACUGACUUUAUUAUUAAUUGUAUAUUUUAUAAUAUAUUUGUUAACAAGAUGACGUAUUAUUGAGCGAGCUGUUGAACUUGUUGAGCUGGACUUAUGGGGAAACACCUGGAAAUCAUUUUUAAACAAUUUUUACUUUACCUACCGUAAUAACUGUUUGACCGGUCAAGAACCAAUUUGAUCUUCUUUUCGAGAUUAUAAUUGUGUUUUAUUUAAUCAAAUAUAUGAACGAGUAGCCAGAAUUAGAAUUAUAACUUUCUUAAAGUAAGUAGAUCUAAUAUAUUUAUAGUUGGUAUAGUAGUAAGUUCACAAACCUAAGAUUAGAUUGUUGUUUGUUAAGUUACAAACUAUCGUAUAAUUUAUUUGUUUCCAACCCCCUCCAGCUCCACCGUACAAUUUAGGCCAUGGUUUUCAUGUGUUUUGAUUUCAGAGCUUACCAUAAAAUAUUCUUUAAAGUAUCUAUCUCUUGAACUGUCUGGAUAUGAACAAAAUUCCGCACAUAUUUUAAAUUGCUAUAUAUUGCAAUAUAUUACAACAUUGAACUGCAUUAUUUCAAUACA
Molecule: messenger RNA, 2045 nt
Organism: Bolinopsis microptera
Lineage: Eukaryota; Metazoa; Ctenophora; Tentaculata; Lobata; Bolinopsidae
Product: SWI/SNF-related matrix-associated actin-dependent regulator of chromatin subfamily D member 1-like
Exons: 5
Coding region: 12-1493 (493 amino acids)
Biological process (GO): regulation of transcription by RNA polymerase II
Cellular component (GO): SWI/SNF complex; nucleus
Molecular function (GO): transcription coregulator activity
Source: RefSeq, a predicted model, not a curated record